This is a messenger RNA of Stegastes partitus (bicolor damselfish), 198 nucleotides long. RefSeq names its product stress-associated endoplasmic reticulum protein family member 2 (gene serp2). NCBI's taxonomy places the organism in Eukaryota, Metazoa, Chordata, Actinopteri, Pomacentridae. Gene Ontology annotation, cellular component: endoplasmic reticulum. Gene Ontology annotation, biological process: endoplasmic reticulum unfolded protein response. Bases 1 to 198 code for a protein of 65 amino acids. The record is from RefSeq and is a predicted model, not a curated record. The transcript has 3 exons.
AUGGUGGCUAAACAGAGGAUCCGCAUGGCCAACGAGAAACACAGCAAGAACAUCACUCAGAGAGGAAACGUAGCCAAGACGCUGCGGCCACAAGAGGAGAAGUACCCCGUGGGUCCCUGGCUGCUCGCCCUCUUUGUAUUUGUUGUGUGUGGAUCAGCCAUAUUUCAGAUCAUCCAGAGCAUCCGUAUGGGGAUGUGA